This is a messenger RNA of Cyanidioschyzon merolae strain 10D, 2379 nucleotides long. RefSeq lists its product as hypothetical. The transcript has a single exon. Lineage: Eukaryota; Rhodophyta; Bangiophyceae; Cyanidiales; Cyanidiaceae. The coding region runs from base 1 to 2379 and encodes 792 amino acids. The record is from RefSeq and is a predicted model, not a curated record.
AUGCUCGCGUGUCCAGGGGCAGCUCGGGGAGAACGCCGCACCGUCAGCGACGACGCACCGUCGCCGCGGCGCGAUCAGCGCACCGUUUCGCGUCGGAACAUUCGCCGCGUGGGGCCGGCAGCGCGCGCCUCUCCUUCGCGCUCCAUGCAUCGUGGCGUCGCCAUCCCUGCGACUGUCCAGCCACGCUCCUAUCUUUGCAUUGUGUUGCGUGGAGCACGUAUGGUCGAGCCGUCUGUGGUGUGGUGGUGCCUGGUGGAAGCGCUCAAGCGACGCUUACUCCGUCAACAGCGCUGGCAGUUAUGGCUCCUGGUCGUGGGCCUUUUCCUUCUUUGUACGAUACGCCCAAGGAUGCAGAGUGUUCUGGAUGCCGCCAGUAAGGAACCCGGGUCCCUACUGGAUCCGAAUCCAAUGUAUAUUCCUGCGUGGGACGCACAAACCGGUGCGGUGCUAACAGCUUUUGAUCCUCAGAGGCACCUCCUGCCGUUCCACUUCAUUGCAUGCUCUUCAGAUGACUGGGGCCGCAUCGCGGAUAGCGUCCCACUAUUUCGCGACUCGCAUGCACGUCAGGAGUUUCUGGCCGUGGCGUCUGAGGAGCUGAAGCGUUCACUGCGCCAGACCGACUGGUCCAUGGCAACCGUAGAAACCGUGCGUGAUCUGCAGCGACUCCACGAGUUCCUACUUCGCCUGCAGGAGGCUGCAGGAGAACCGCGUCAGCGUUUCGUGCUGUCACCCAUGUGGGUUGUCGGCGGACCCGACAUCCCCGCCAUGCAAAACCAGCUCGAUAUCAAACGGGAAGGCAGCACCGGGCCGCUGCGUGAACGAUCAUCUGACGCCCAGCUCUGGGUGGACGCUCGCGUCCAGCGCGCAGCUGCGACCCCGGAACGCCGGGGUCGCAUGCGUCUGGUACAGCGGUCGCCUAGGGAGAGAUGGCGAAACAGUCGCCAGCGGCUGCAUGAAACGCAUGCCGAGUAUCCGCAGCCGGGUGUCGGGCAGCGCUCCACGGACCCCGUGGGCGAAACGCGGCGCGCUGGGGUAACUUUGCAACGCCCUGAUUCCCUGAAGAGGUUCACGGGCCAAUCGUCGACGUGGGGAUUGCUGACGCGGCCGGUCGUACCUACAGACGCACAGGCUGUACACGCUGCACCAACAGGUUUCCCCUAUCGAAGCAUGUACAUGUGCCGGCUUUCACGAAACGGUGCAUCAAUACUUCCAGGCCGCGAUCUGAUCGAAUCCAUUGAGGUUGCCGAAUGGUACCGUAAGCUGUGGUACGAUCGCGUGUGGGCACCUCAGUUCCACGGCAGCGCCCAUAUCCAUCCACAUCGCUGGCUCGAAGCGCUCGAGCGGACACGACCUCUGCGGCGACAACGAAGCACUGCAAGGACGCGAAUUAUUCGCAGCGCCUACGACAGCCUCCGUGAAGGCUACGUCUACGCGGGAAACAUCACCGCUCUGCGUUCUGAGUUCGCGGAUGGCGCUUGGUCACCGGCAAGCCUACGAAAAGGCAUUGAGACAUUUGCAGGGUUUUGGGGUUAUCGACCGCGGGUUAUGAGCUCGCCGCAUAACACCUGGACGCCGUCGUUCGUCCAGCAUCUCGUUGCGAGUCAUGCAGUCUUUGGCAUCGAUGCUGGCACUGGUCAAUGUGCGACGCUCGUGAUUCCAAACGCGACUCAGCGCUCCGUUUCAUGCAUCGAUCGUGAACCGUGGGAUACGUUCGCGGGGCGUGCCGCGCGUCUCGAUGCGCGCAUGCCACUCAUCCAGGAGCGGAUUGCGGCGUUGAGGCCGGGAUUUACGAGCCUCGCCUGGCACGCACAGAAUGCACUGAGCGCGACGACAUCGCCCCGGGUGGCUGCUGCGCACCUGGAGCAUCUGGAAACGUUUGUGCAUUGGGUACAGCGCCAGAAUCAUACUGUUUUCGUGACAUCCAAUGAACUUCAUCAAAUUCGUUUGCGUGGAUGGAGCCUCGAGGUAUGGCCAGAUGCAUUCGUUUAUCGAAAUUUUCUCCCAUACGACAUACUCGUAUUGGUUCCGUGCCUUGAGGACAUGUUCUCAGGAGCUUCGCCAUGGGAAGCAGCGCCUUUACGCGUCGUCCGGCUUGAUCAGCGUCUCAUCCGCGCUCCGAUCUCACAGUCGAGUCCCGAACUGACGCAGUGCCGACCCUGGUCGGCACUGAUGGCGGAUUCACAGCACGGGCAUGCACUGCCUCGGAGCUUACGAUACAUUCAGCGGCAGAAGCAGAAACGGAAGCAGCUUGCCGCCACUCCGGCCUUUCGAGGUUGUCGCUGUCAGCGCAUUCGAUUGCCCUCGUUUAUGGAUGAUGGCGUCCUUCUUCUGCCAGGCAACAGUCAUUGGAUCGAGGUUCGGCGCCUGUCGCACGAGUGA